UUUUCGCCGUUCAGUCGUCCCUUCACUAGCUGGGGUAUACAGGGUGCAGACGACGUCCCUCUCACACCUCUUAAAUGACUGAAAAUAUUGAACCCAGUAAUGGUCAGGGAGAGGUGGUUUCAGCAGGUGAGGGAGGAGGAGGUGGUGGGGAGGGAGGAGGUGGUGGUGGUGGAGGAGAGGGAGAGGGAGACCAGCAGGUCGCCCUGGCAGACUCCGCCGGACCUCCUGCCGCCCAAGACCCUGCUGCACAAGACGGAGGCCAGCAACAGGCUCGUCAACCUACCGCCGGAGAGUCUUUCAUGGCCAUCACCAAGUCCCUCGUCAUCAGAGCCAUCAUAAUAUACUUCAUAACAUCCUUCUUCAGACGUCCUCAGCAACCCACUGGGCCUCAGGGUGGGACAGAGGGACAGUUGGAUCCCAGUGGACGUAACCCAGCCCUAAAUCUAUUCAAGGACGGACAAAUUAUGGACCUUUAUGUCUACAUGGCUGAGUUUGAUGACUUGCCUCCCUUCAGGGACCCCAAAGCCCUGGUGUGGUGUAAAAAAGACCUCGUUUUUGGAGACUGGACGAGUGGACCCAAUGGAGAUGGAACCUAUACCAAGUCAAUUACCUUCAACACAUCUUCGUUUCUACGGAACAACGGCUCGAUUUACCUCCACGUGUACUUUGUGAUGAGCGGGAACUCCCCCAACCCUGCCGAUGGUCUUGAAGGUUACAAUAAGAAGUACACAGUGUACAGCUCACAGCGACUCAAUAAAUACAAGAGGCGUCGCUACAAGAAGACCAGCAACCUCAUCACCGGAGAGACUAAGCUUACUGACGAGGAGGUCAUGAAAGCUGAUACUCUCAAGGAGGAAGUUGUGUCUCACUGGCACCCAAACAUAACCGUCAACAUGGUGUAUGACUUCACCCAGUGGACGCCCGGAGCGGUGCCGCCGCCCCUCGACGAAUACAUGGAGUUCACGCCCGCAGGAGACAGGUACAAACCGAUUGUCUUCAUGAACACGUACUGGAACCUGGUGAAGGACUACCAACCCAUCAAUCAUACCUCCGAGAUCCUGGACCUGAGCGUCACCUUCCAGCCGCUCUCCCUCUUUAGGUGGCAGCUGUAUGCCGCUCAGGCCAUGAAGAGCAGGUGGCCGGGGACUGCCAUGUUGGAGGGUCUGGGCGGGGAGGAGGACGAGGAGGACCAGGACACCAUCAAGGAGGCCUUCCUGGAGACGUCUCCGUACCUGCUGGCUCUCACCAUCAUCAUCUCCCUCCUCCACUCUGUGUUUGAGUUCCUCGCCUUUAAGAAUGAUAUCCAGUUUUGGAACAACCGUGAGAGUCUCGAGGGCCUGUCGGUGCGUUCAGUUUUCUUCAAUGUGUUCCAGUCAGUCAUUGUACUUCUCUAUGUGCUGGACAAUGAGACCAACUUUGUUAUUAAGGUGUCGUGCUUCAUAGGCCUUGGUAUUGAGCUCUGGAAAAUCACUAAGGUGACCAAUGUUUCCUUAAACCGAGAGAGGAGGAUCAUGGGUAUCCCCACACUUAAAUUCACCGACAAGGGAACGUACAUCCAUUCCUUGACGAAGCAGUACGAUGAACUAGCCUUCCAGUACCUGUCAAUGGCGCUGUUUCCCUUACUGGGAGGCUACUGUAUGUACUCCCUGGUGUACGACGAGCACAAGGGGUGGUACUCCUUCGUGCUCUCCAUGCUCUACGGCUUCCUCCUCACCUUCGGUUUCAUCAUGAUGACGCCUCAGCUGUUCAUCAACUAUAAGCUCAAGUCUGUGGCUCAUCUGCCCUGGAGGAUGCUCACCUACAAGGCCCUAAACACCUUCAUCGACGACAUAUUCGCCUUUGUAAUUAAGAUGCCGACCAUGUAUAGGUUAGGCUGCUUGAGAGACGACGUCAUCUUCUUCAUCUUCUUGUACCAGCGUUACAUAUAUCGUGUUGAUCCUUCAAGAAUGAACGAGUUUGGGUUCUCACAAGACAUGGAGAAGCACGCGAAGGAGAUGAAGGAGGUCGCUUCACUGGGCAACGGUGCUACGGCGGCUGAAAUUGAACCACCGCCAAAGUCUUUAGAAGAGAAGAAGGAGGAUUAGGCUGGUGUAGCGAUAUUAAACAAAUUAUUGUGGUAACUCGGGUGGUGUUUGUGUAGGUGGACAAUGUGAGAUAAAGAAAAGACAGACACGUUUAUUAGUGACAUUUGUGAUGCUUCUCAACUUGGACUUAAAACUGCAUGAACAAGGCUCCUGAGACUUAGAAGCUCGGCCUUGAAAUAGCGGAGCGAUGUAUUUUAUUUUGUUUCGUGCCGAGGGUUAUUUUUUUAUUGUAGCGUAUGUUUGUUGUGUUGCGAGGCCUGGAAGUCUGAAGCGCCUUUUUUAUUCUUAACCAUUUGCUAAAUGCUGGAAAACAAACCUAUAGGCGAGUCAAUUAGUUUUAUUUAGUCGACACCCGUGAUGACUGCCUGGGACCAUUCGUACCCAAACCUGCACCUCCUCCUAAAGUUGGCGGUCAUCACGUAGAGAAAAUGUUCCCCCCGAGAGGUCCCCCCUUUUUAAUGAGAGAUAUGCCUUCUGCAGAAAAAGUAUAUAUCAUUCACAAAUAGAAAAGAAUAAAAAAAAUAUUAUUGCCUGGCUUUAAAGAGGAAUGAAACUGAGGAAUAUAUUGCACUGCUCAUUCCACAUGAAUCAGUUUUUAUUUUAUUUAUUUUUUGUGUGUGUAUGUAUGUAUGUAUGUAUGUAUGUGUGCAAGUGUGUGUGUGUGUGUGUUACCCUCACAAAAAUGAUUUAAGGAAUGAUUUUAGUGGCAAUAGAGAGUACAGUCCAACAUGAGACAAGGGACACAGGGAACUUGGUGCUUCACAAUCCCAGACUGGGUUUUAUGCUGAUUGCUGGGGGAGUAAGGUUCCUGCUAUGGUAAGCUUGUUGAGGCCCUGUUGUGCUGACACUGGGUAAAACUAGUCAUCGUGAAGGAGGGAACUCUACCACCUGAUAACUAACAAGCAUUAUCACUUAGCUUUUAUUAUACAUUUGGGAAGGUGUGCAUUAUACUUUACAAAUAAUGUGCAAAUCUUAAUAAGUUUGUUGAUAGGUAAACUUUUAUUUUUGUGGUGUUAUAAAUGAGAGAACUGUACAGUACACAUGUAUUUCUUUUAGGUUCUUUGGUUUACUCAGCAAGAUAGGAUUGGUGAGCACAGCAGUGGCCUUGAAACAUUAUUAGGGAAGUGUCCUGUCUGAACUUUGUCAACUAGACUGAUGGAUGACACAGUUUACAUCGGUCACAUGUGUUGUGUUCUACCAUCAGCUCAGGUUUUAGUUCCCAGUGUAAUAUUUGUGUAUCAGUUGUCAGCAGUGGGCAGUUGUCAUGCUCUACAACAGAACCCUCCCUUCUCUCUCUCUCUCCCUCUUUUCUUUUUUUUUUUAAACCAGUGAUGUAAUGAUUUUGAUAAUUUCAUACUUUGUAUAAUAUUUAUAUAUUGUACUUUUGAGUUAUUUGGUAGGGUUAUUAAAUGUGUUAGAAUAUAUGAUUUAUUGACUACACUACUGUAUACUCCCAGACACAUCUUCUCAAAUUGGGAUUUACAGUAUAUGUAUUUAAUGGGAUUUUAACUUCGACUUUGGAAUUGUCAAGACUUUGCAUGUGAGUAAUUAGUUGUUUUAGUUGAAUUCUUGAAAGUGGUUGUCAAUGAGAAUGGAAAGUUGAUCUGUAAAGAAAUAAAACUCGUAAUAAAGGAGGGACUCGUAAUGCUGAUUAGUGGUUAACUGCAGUCUGUGCUUUGUGAAGGAAUGUAAGUCAUUUUCAUGCUUAUGGUUGAUAAUUUCCUUUUACCCUCGAGACAUCAUCCAACGCUUGUUUAUAAGUUUCCAGUAUUAAGCCACUGAACCAAACCCGAAGUGAAAGGUAUAAUGCUCGCUGGGCAGUACCUUCUGUGGUGCCAACCUUCUGUGUGAGAUGGAAUUAGUAUUUUAAUUUUAGACCAUUGAAUGAUUGGAAUGACAGCUCUGUUCUUUACCACGGUGAGUACUGUGACCCCACCUGACAUUGGCGUUAGAUUUGAGUCUCUUUGAUUUGUGAGUAAUAAUUGCCACUUAACCCUUGGAUGAGGAUGGUUUAACCCUUCAGAACUUGAUGGAUUAAUGAGACAGCUUGGCUGGUACAGUACAGUACGAGGCUUAGCUACCACACUCACUACUGUACAAGCUGACAGACCACAGUACAGUAUUAAGGUGCAUAUCUAGUGUGGUGGUUUCGAGAUUUUGUGAAAUUACUUGAAUAAACUUUUCCCUUAGGAUAAGAAAGACAAUA
Messenger RNA from Homarus americanus (American lobster), 4290 nucleotides. RefSeq names its product cleft lip and palate transmembrane protein 1 homolog. Gene Ontology annotation, cellular component: membrane; endomembrane system. The transcript has 11 exons. Lineage: Eukaryota; Metazoa; Arthropoda; Malacostraca; Decapoda; Nephropidae. The record is from RefSeq and is a predicted model, not a curated record. The coding region runs from base 75 to 2084 and encodes 669 amino acids.